Messenger RNA from Suricata suricatta (meerkat), 1660 nucleotides. It is a transcript of the gene RAB17, whose product is annotated as RAB17, member RAS oncogene family. The record is from RefSeq and is a predicted model, not a curated record. The coding region runs from base 332 to 970 and encodes 212 amino acids. Lineage: Eukaryota; Metazoa; Chordata; Mammalia; Carnivora; Herpestidae. The transcript is spliced from 7 exons. Gene Ontology annotation, cellular component: endosome. Gene Ontology annotation, molecular function: GTP binding; GTPase activity.
CUGACCCGACCCCGCCUGCCCUGCCGUGCCCGGCGCCCGAUCGGGGAAGCAAGCCUUUGCUGGGGCCGGAGGAGGGAGACUGGGGAGACAGGCAGAGGCCCCGCAGGACCCGGGGAUGACAGGCCCGCAGGCUUCCCGGAGGUGACCAGCCCGGGGACACAGGGCUCCGUGUCUGACUGUCGGAAGCUGACACAGCCAGUCACACAGAAAGGGGGCCGGAGGGGGCUUUCUGCAGCCUCGCCGAUUACAGAGAAGUCACUUGUGACCGAGAAAAAAUCCAGUCAUUGGGAAAUGGUUCCGCAAAGUGGAAACGCUGUGAGAAUGCUCGGGCAUGGCGCAGGCGGGAGGGGUCCCCUGCCCCGAGGCUGCCCCGGGCCAGCCCUGCGUGUUCAAGCUGGUCCUCUUGGGAAGCAGCUCUGUGGGCAAGUCCAGCCUGGCUCUCCGGUACGUGAAGAACGACUUCAAGAGCCUCCUGCCCACCGUGGGAUGCGCGUUCUUCACGAAGGAGGUGGGCUCGGGGGCCGCGUCCGCGAGGCUGGAGAUCUGGGACACCGCCGGCCAGGAGAAGUACCACAGCAUCUGCCACCUGUACUUCAGGGGCGCCAACGCCGCGCUCUUGGUCUACGACAUCACCAAGAAGGACUCCUUCCUCGAUGCGCAGCGGUGGCUUCGGGACCUGGAGAGGGAGGCCCCGCCGGGGGAGGUGGUGGUGAUGCUGGUUGGCAACAAGACGGACCUCGGCGGGCAGCGGGAGGUGACGUUCCAGGAAGGGAAAGAGUUUGCGGAGAGCCACAGGUUGCUGUUCGCGGAGGCCUCAGCCAAACUGAACCACCAGGUGACUGAGGUCUUCAGCGCCGUAGUCAGAGAGCUGCUGCGGAGAGAAGAGAGGAAGAGCCAGGCGCAGACGGGCGACAGGGGGCUGGCUCUGACCGGGGCGCCCGCGGGGCAGGCCAGGUGCUGCGCCCACUGACGGCAGCCCCGCCAGGACGCCCCCGGGCCCCUGCUCCGGCCGCCCCUCAGGGCGAGCCGCUGCCUCGGCCACUACUCGGAUGCACCCUGACGAGUCCUAGAGGUUCUGGAAGGUGGUGGCCCUGAACAUUACCAUGUCCCAAAGCCGGUGGGAGUCGUCCAGGAGAGGGGCCGGUGCCAGGGGGCUCCCGGGGCUGACAAAGGACAUUGUCACCUUUUAGCGUUUGUGGGCCCUGCCCCUUGGCUCCCGGUGAAGCUGGACUUUAACGUUUACCAAGGGGCCAAACCCUUUCCAAGCAGGCGCUCUGUUUCUGUCCUCAGCACGCCUUGUACCGUCCGCUUCGUUACAAACAAAACAAAACAAAACAAAACCCAACAAGGAGCUUUCCGGACAUAAAGAAAAGACAAAGAAAAAGAUUAAAGAUUUCCCUAAGGUUAAAGUCUCCCCCACACUAUAAACGUAAGAUGAAAAUCUACAACUUUCCAGAAUGUUCUUUGCCAUGAGGCUUUGUAAUUCUUUAUGUACAAGACGUAUGUGGCCCUGCUCUUCCUUGUGAAGGUCUUGUGUCCCGGGCAGAUGUCCUCGCUUGGGCUCCAAUAAAACUCUUUUCUCUUUAAAAUUUUAGACUCCAUGUUGAUGGGGUAGGGGUGUGUUGGGGCCCAGUAGGCAAAAAAAAAAAAAAAAAAAAAA